This is a messenger RNA of Aspergillus novofumigatus IBT 16806, 690 nucleotides long. RefSeq names its product spliceosome assembly protein PRP11. The transcript is spliced from 3 exons. The coding region runs from base 13 to 690 and encodes 225 amino acids. Gene Ontology annotation, cellular component: catalytic step 2 spliceosome; U2 snRNP; U2-type prespliceosome. Gene Ontology annotation, molecular function: zinc ion binding; nucleic acid binding. Gene Ontology annotation, biological process: spliceosomal complex assembly. Lineage: Eukaryota; Fungi; Ascomycota; Eurotiomycetes; Eurotiales; Aspergillaceae. The record is from RefSeq and is a predicted model, not a curated record.
ACGUGAUUCAAGAUGGACUACCAGAACCGCGCAGGAUCCAAGUUCGGUGGCGGUGGUGUAGCAUCACACUCCGCAACGAACGCAGACCGUCGCGAGCGUCUUCGCAAGCUCGCCCUCGAGACGAUCGACCUCGACAAGGACCCCUACUUCUUCAAGAACCAUGUCGGAAGUUUUGAAUGCCGUCUUUGCUUGACUGUCCACCAGAACGAUGGCUCAUAUCUGGCCCAUACGCAGGGCCGCAAGCACCAGACAAACCUGGCCCGACGUGCCGCGCGGGAGCAGCGCGAGGGCAAAAACCAAGAUCCGGCGAUGUUGCCCGGUGCGAUGGGUGUGCAGGUCAAGAAACAGACUAUCAAGAUUGGACGGCCCGGUUACAAGAUUACCAAGAUCAGAGAUCCCUUGACAAGGCAGCUCGGUUUGCUGUUCCAGUUACACUAUCAGGAGAUUACGCCUGGGAAGGUUGAGGAGCCGCCCGACAAGAACUUCCAGUACCUCGUUGUCGCUGCCGAGCCAUAUCAGACCUGUGGAUUCAAACUGCAGGCCAGGGAGAUCGACCGCAGAGAGGGUCGCUAUUGGACCUGGUUUGACGAGGACAGCAAGGAGUUUUGGAUUCAGAUCAUGUUCAAAACCGAGCGAGAAGAGAGAUUUAGUGGUGUUCCCGGUCUGGCACCAAUGGGACCCAGGACUUAA